This is a messenger RNA of Cuscuta campestris, 2149 nucleotides long. The record is from the annotation of a GenBank genome assembly. Lineage: Eukaryota; Viridiplantae; Streptophyta; Magnoliopsida; Solanales; Convolvulaceae.
CUAGAUGUUGGACAUGUGUCACUCAUCCUAAUUAAUUAGGGUUUCAAAAAUCCAUCUAUUUUGGAAGGGUGCCCAAAGGAAAUGGUCCAGCUAAGAGAGAGUUGUGAGUGAUGACACCCAAUAACAACUAACUUUGUUCAUUUAUUCCCUUCAUCUGCCCUCUAUCCAAUUCAAUGUUUCUCCACCCAAAAAUUUCACUCUUUAAAUAUACCCAUCAACUCCCAUAAACUAGUUAAAUAAAAGCCCACUUUUCUCCAUUCUCCUCCCAAGAAAGCCGGAACAGUACAACACUAUAGUAAAACAUGGCAAAGCCCACCCCACCCUACACAAACUCCUUCCUUAAACUUUGUUACCAAUACCUAAUAAACCAUUUCUUAACUUUUUUGCUUGUCCCGGCGGGGGUCGCCGUCGCCGUGGAGGUCUUGAGACUAGGGCCAGAUGAAAUCAUAACAUUUUGGAAAUCUUUAUCCGGCUUGGACGCCAUCAAGGUCUUGUGUUCCCUCUUCGUUGCUCUCAUUGUGGCCACUGUUUACUUCAUGUCGAAGCCUCGUUCCGUGUAUCUUGUCGACUACGCAUGCUACAAACCCCCAGUGAGCUUCCGGGUCCCGUUCUCUGCCUUCAUGGAACACUCCAGGCUCAUUCUUAAGGAUAACCCGAAGAGCGUGGAGUUCCAAAUGCGCAUUCUUGAAAGGUCUGGCCUUGGAGAAGAGACUUCUCUCCCUCCGGCGAUCCAUUACAUUCCUCCGACGCCCGACAUGGAAGCGGCGAGGGCCGAGGCCGAGACGGUCAUCUUCUCCGCAAUCGAUUCUCUCAUGAAGAAAACCGGCUUGAAGCCGAAAGACAUCGACAUCCUCAUUGUCAACUGCAGCCUCUUCUCCCCGACCCCGUCCUUGUCCGCGAUGGUGGUCAACAAGUACAAGCUCAGGAGCAACGUCAAGAGCUACAACCUCUCUGGGAUGGGGUGUAGCGCCGGGUUGAUCUCCAUCGACCUGGCACGCGACCUCCUCCAGGUCCACCCCAACUCGCGUGCCCUGGUCGUUAGCACCGAGAUCAUCACCCCCAACUACUAUAGGGGCUCCGAGAGAGCCAUGCUCCUCCCAAACUGCCUGUUCAGGAUGGGAGGAGCGGCGGUCCUGUUGUCUAACAGGACCAGGGAUUCCGGCCGGGCCAAAUACAGGCUGAUACACGUCAUCAGGACCCACAAGGGCUCAGACGACAAGGCGUACCGCUGCGUCUACGAGCAGGAGGACCCGCAGGGGAAGGUGGGGAUAAACCUCUCGAAAGACCUGAUGGUGAUCGCGGGGGAAGCGCUGAAGUCGAACAUCACGACCAUCGGCCCGCUCGUCCUCCCGGCCUCCGAGCAACUCCUCUUCCUCUUCACCCUCAUCGGCCGGAAAAUCUUCAACCCCAAGUGGAAGCCCUACAUCCCGGACUUCAAGCAGGCGUUCGAGCACUUCUGCAUCCACGCGGGCGGCCGCGCCGUGAUCGACGAGCUCCAGAAGAACCUCCAGCUUUCGCCGGAGCACGUCGAGGCGUCCCGGAUGACACUGCACCGGUUCGGGAACACCUCGUCGUCGUCGCUCUGGUACGAGCUGGCCUACAUCGAGGCCAAGGGGAGGAUGAGGAGAGGGGAGAGAAUAUGGCAAAUCGCUUUCGGGAGCGGCUUCAAAUGUAACAGUGCGGUUUGGAAGUGUAACCGCACUGUUAAAACGCCCGUCUCAGAUGGGCCAUGGCAAGAUUGCAUUGACAAGUACCCGGUGCACAUCCCCGAAAUUGUCAAGCUCUAAUUUAUAUAUUGUCACACCAUAUAAUAUACGGACUCUAGACGGUCUUCGCCAUUAUUGUUUCUUAUUUUUAUUUUUGUUUUCAUUUUAGUUACUGUGUUUAAUGUCUUGAAUUAAGUGUUUGUAAUUUGUAAUAUUGGGGUGUGCGGUGAAAACGUCUGUAAAAUUUGUGGGGAGCUGCGGCAUUUACUGAUGUAAGUCAUCAACAGGGUAUUAUUGCAGUGGCAACGUAACAUACAAAGUCUGCAUUUUUCUUUUCAUUUUUUUUUCUAAAUUUUUUUGGGACAAUUUCCACCUACUAGAUGAUAAACUUUUAGUUUUUACCUUAAUGUUUGUUUAAGUAACAAUAAAUAAGUUAAGUCGUG